Stegodyphus dumicola is the source of this 1005-nucleotide messenger RNA. RefSeq lists its product as uncharacterized. The record is from RefSeq and is a predicted model, not a curated record. Gene Ontology annotation, cellular component: membrane. Gene Ontology annotation, molecular function: protein binding; phosphatidylinositol binding. Gene Ontology annotation, biological process: determination of ventral identity. Lineage: Eukaryota; Metazoa; Arthropoda; Arachnida; Araneae; Eresidae.
UCAGGCAGAAGAAGCAAUUGAUAGUUUCAGCUAUGAAGAAGCCAUAUUAAAACUGACUGAAAUAUUAAGAAUAGACCCUGUUCAUGUCAAGUCUCUUGAAAUGCUUGCUGGAAUAUAUACAGAGCAACUUAAUUGGUCAGAGGCACAAAAUCUUCUUAAGAAGUGUAUAGAAUUAUCCCCAGAUAAUGGCUACACAAAAUAUUUUUCUAUGGGUCAGCUUUGUGAAGGUGAAGAAUCUGUACUGUAUUAUAAGAAAGGAAUUCAGAUUAUUGAAAAAGAGUUGGAAAAUGCUGAAAAUGUUGACCCAUCUGAAAAAAUUACUAGGAGUUCUUUGCUAAAGAGUCUCUCUGAUGCAUAUUGUUCUGUAGCUGAAUUAUUUAUGACAGAUUGUUGUUUUGCUGAAAAUGCUGAAGGAAAGUGUUAUGAAUCACUUGAAGCUGCCAUAAAAGUAGAUCCAUCAAAUCCUGAAGCAUACCAGUGUUUAGCCAAUUUUCAUCUUGUAAAAGAGCAAAUUAAGGAGGCUAAAGAUGCUAUUGAAAAAAGUCUGUCACUUUGGUUACCACAACAUGAAGCUUUCAGAAAUGGUGAAUGCAACCCUAUAACAAAUGAUCUUGAAAAUGUCAUCCCUGGAUAUGACAGCAGAAUAAAAACUAGCAAAUUACUUAUUGAGCUGGAAAUGUUCGAAGAAGCUGUAAAAGUUCUGGAUGGUCUUAUUGAAGAUGAUGAUGAAAUAGUUGAAGUUUGGUAUCUUCUCGGAUGGACUAAUUAUCUACAUGGAGAUGAAUACAAGCUUAAUUCACUUUAUUAUUUUAAUAAAGCAAAAAAGGUUGCUGCCAAAACUGGUCAGGAAGAUGAUGAUAUGUUAUCUCAUAUAAAUGAGUUAUUGGAAGAAUUAAAUGCUGCCUAUCCUGAUUAUUGUGAGGAUGAAGAAAUUGAAAAUGAAUAUAAUUCAGAUUUUUCAAGUGAUUCUGAAAGUGAAAAUAAAAUGGAAACAUAAAAUCAAAU